GUACUUCUUUAAUCUUACCAAUUUACAAUGCAGGGUCCCAUCGGCUCGGGGCUUCCUCUUGGGCGAGCUCCGUUCUCGAUGAUCGGCUCUCCGCAGUAGCUCCCACAGUCAAAUACCAGCUUACUUCUCUCCAUUUCAGCUCAACUUAGAUCAUCCCCUUUCACUUUCUGCUACUUCUCUGUCCGCCUAAUUGCCCAUAAGCUUCUACUUCCACGUAAUCACACUUCAAACGCCAGCAACAUGGACGACGAAGCUAGGCAAGCUCUCGCUAGCAUGGCGAUGCCAAAAAGACCCAUCAACUACGUCCCCGCAAAGUCAGGCGAGAUCCUCAAGCUAGGUCACAUCACAUGUCGCAUCAUGGAAGAUGGGUCAAGAACAGACAACCGCAUCGGCAGCGCCGAAUUCACCGUCCCAGCCGGAACCGCCGGGCCUCCAGCACACUGGCACGAAAUGCACGACGAAACCUUCCUCGUAACGCAAGGAACAAUACGCUUCCACGCGCCCAACGGCCAGAUCGUAGACGCGAAAGAAGGAGAUUACGUGACGGUCCCCAUUCGCGCGCCGCACACUUUCUCCAAUCCAUUCGACGUCGAAGCCAAGUUCUUCAAUACAUACACGCCGGCGUUCUAUAUCGAUUACUUCAGGAUACUGGCGGAGGUGAGUAAGAGCGAUGAGAAGAUGAGCAAGGAGAAGAAUCUGGAGGUCAUGGCGCGGUUUGCGACGAUGCCGGCGCAGCCUAUGCUGGAGGAGAUGGCGAAGGGGAAGUAGGGGACGAAAAAUGUGGCUACAAACAUAUAGAAUCGGAAUUGAAUGCUCCGUAUCGUGUAUCUGUCAACUUGCUUCGAUUGAAAGCUUGUGCAGUGUUUUGAGGAGCAUCAUUGCCU
This is a messenger RNA of Trematosphaeria pertusa, 884 nucleotides long. Its product is annotated as RmlC-like cupin. Bases 241 to 768 code for a protein of 175 amino acids. Lineage: Eukaryota; Fungi; Ascomycota; Dothideomycetes; Pleosporales; Trematosphaeriaceae. The record is from RefSeq and is a predicted model, not a curated record. The transcript has 2 exons.